This is a messenger RNA of Argiope bruennichi, 2599 nucleotides long. Its product is annotated as integrin beta-PS-like. The transcript has 21 exons. Gene Ontology annotation, cellular component: integrin complex; cell surface; focal adhesion. Gene Ontology annotation, biological process: cell migration; cell-matrix adhesion; cell adhesion mediated by integrin. NCBI's taxonomy places the organism in Eukaryota, Metazoa, Arthropoda, Arachnida, Araneae, Araneidae. Bases 122 to 2509 code for a protein of 795 amino acids. Gene Ontology annotation, molecular function: integrin binding. The record is from RefSeq and is a predicted model, not a curated record.
GAUGUGGCUCUGAUAUCCGGUGAGAUAACGAACUUGCUGCUGUCUUGACGUAUGUUUGUGAACACACCGUUAUUUGCCGUCCCAUUUCACCUUCAAAAGAAACCGAUCCAGCACGACAAAUAUGAAUAAACUCAAAAAGAAGAUAGAGUCAUCCAAAAAUCUACUUAUACUCAUAUUUGUUGUUCAUAUGCUUUUUGAAGGUGUUACAAGCAACAGGUGUCUUUCGAAAGAAAAGUGUGGGCAAUGCAUUGCUGAGAGUGAUCUCUGUGCCUGGUGCACUCAAGAGAAUUUCGGCUCACCUCGUUGUGAUCUUUUGACAAAUCUGAAGAAAACAUGCAAAGAGUCUGCUAUCGUGGCACCUACUGGAGCUCUUAAGUUAAUCCAGGAUAUGAGCUUAAGUGACAAAGGAGCUAAAGAAGGUGAAGCAAUACAGAUAAAACCGCAAGAGCUGAGAAUUCGUCUCAGGCCUAAUUCCGUCCAGAAACUAAAAGUGGAAUUUCGCCAAGCCGUCGACUACCCAAUCGAUCUCUACUACCUAAUGGACUUAUCCAAUUCCAUGGCGGACGAUAAAGCAAAAUUGGCCAUGCUGGGGAACAAAUUAGCCGCCGAAAUGAAGACCAUAACUACAAAUUUCCGGCUGGGAUUCGGAUCUUUCGUGGACAAGACGGUGGCGCCUUACGUCAAUUCUCAUCCGGACAAGUUAAGGGAACCUUGUCCCAGGUGUGCUGCUCCUUACGGUUUCCAUAACAACAUGCCGCUGAGUGAGAAGACACGUGAGUUUGCGACUAAAGUAGAGAACGCACCUGUUUCUGGAAAUCUGGACGCACCAGAAGGUGGUUUUGAUGCUUUGAUGCAAGCAAUAGUCUGCAAGGAAGAAAUUGGCUGGAGAAACACUUCUAGAAAACUGCUGGUCUUUUCAACAGAUAAUGCUUUCCACUAUGCAGGGGAUGGAAAGUUAGGUGGUAUUAUAGCGCCUAAUGACGAAAGAUGUCAUUUGGACAAAAAAGGAUAUUAUACCAUGAGUUCCGAGCUGGACUACCCAUCUUUGAGCCAAAUCAAUAAGCAAAUCAGAGAUCACAAAAUCAACAUGAUUUUUGCUGUAACCAGCGAUCAGGUGCUUUUGUAUGACAAGUUGAGCAAAAGAUUGGCCGGGUCAAGCACAGGAAAACUAGAGUCGGAUUCUUCUAAUGUUGUGGAUCUUGUUAGACAGCAAUAUGAUAAAAUAACAUCCGCUGUUGAGAUGACAGAUGACGUAGACGAGACGAAUAUUCGGUUAUCAUAUUAUUCCAGUUGCCUUGGAGACAAAAAAGAGCAAACUAAUGUAUGCAGAGGCCUAAAAGUAGGACAAAAUGUAACUUUUGAGGUAAAUCUUGAAUAUGCCUUCUGUCCCCAAGAAGCAAGCGAAAGAAGACGAACUUUCCACAUCUUUCCCGUCGGUCUGCACGAUCAGCUCACGAUCCAUCUAGAAAUGAUGUGCGAAUGCGAUUGCGAGAAGCCUGAAAAUGGGGAAGCUUUCAGCCCUAAAUGCAGCGGAGGUAAUGGCACUUUUGAAUGUGGCAUUUGCAACUGCAAUGCCCAGAGAUAUGGAAAAGAAUGUGAAUGCGAUGCAAGUGACACGGACCCAUUCCUAGAAGUCAAAGGAUGCUUCAAUGGUGAUGAUUCCAGACCUUGUUCGGGACUUGGAAAAUGUCGUUGUGGACGUUGCUUUUGUGAUCCACGUGCGAAUCCUGAUGAAAAAAUAUACGGAAAAUAUUGCGAGUGCAACAAUUACAGUUGCGAUAAAAAAGACGGAAAAAUCUGUAGUGGUCCCGACCACGGGGUGUGCGAUUGUGGAGACUGCAAAUGUAUGAAAGGAUGGAAAGGAGAGGACUGCAGUUGCAGAGAUUCGAUCGAGAGCUGCAUGGGCCCGAAUGGGGAAAUUUGCAGUGGCAAUGGACAUUGCGAUUGUGGUGCUUGCGUAUGCAGUAGCGAAGAGCAAGAAUACUUCGGGACAUACUGUCAUGACUGCGCUACCUGUCCUGGAAUGUGCGGGGAGUUAAGAGAUUGCGUAGAAUGCUUCAUCACGUAUCAAAAGAAUCCUGCUCGCAACUGUAGCGCAUGCGCAUCAUUGACCAUCUGGCCCAUUGAAAAGAUAGAAGUGAGAGAAAAAGAAAAGCUGUGUUCCUUUGAAGACGAAAUGAAGUGCCGUUUCACUUUCAAGUACGCUUUUGAUCAAGACAACCAACUCUUGGUAUGGACAAAAAUGGUUAAAGAAUGCCCAGAACCUGUGGAUCUCAUUGCUAUCGUUUCAGGAGUAUCUGGUGGAGUAGUUGCUACUGGGUUAUUCUUACUGAUGCUUUGGAAGCUGUUAACAGUGAUUCAUGACAGACGAGAAUGGGCUAAAUUCGAAAAAGAGAGACUCAUGGCAAAGUGGAAUCAGGGGCAAAAUCCUCUGUACAAAGAAGUUGAAACAACCUAUCAAAAUCCUGCUUAUGGUGGAACUGCAAAGUCCAUGGAAUUCACGGAAUGAACAUUAAAAGGCUUUUAGACCAAAAUAUUGCACACAUAUUAAAUGGUUCUGUACAUAAUUUAUAUUUAUGAAUAAAUUAUUUUAAUCUUA